Messenger RNA from Prosopis cineraria, 2180 nucleotides. RefSeq names its product probable pectinesterase/pectinesterase inhibitor 51. Gene Ontology annotation, biological process: cell wall modification. The record is from RefSeq and is a predicted model, not a curated record. NCBI's taxonomy places the organism in Eukaryota, Viridiplantae, Streptophyta, Magnoliopsida, Fabales, Fabaceae. Gene Ontology annotation, molecular function: pectinesterase inhibitor activity; pectinesterase activity.
GUUGAAUGUUUCUGAUUGAUGAUUCCUCCAGGUUUCUGAAUGUGAAGCCCCAAAAUCACAUCAGCUCACUAAUCACUAGCCCUAAUUUUCAAUGCCGAUCACCAAACACAUCUAACCUCGCUCUGUGCUUCGAUGGUUGUGAGUUGUGACUGUGAACCCGUGACAUAUCCACUAUGAUCAUCCCAGAUUGGCCAUUUUUGAAAGCGCCAAGCACGUCCAACUUCUCCCCCGUGACCAUGAUCAUUGAUUUUCCCACUAAAUUCCUACUUUCCAACAUACCCAUCAAUUCGUCCUCUUUUAUUGCCUAUAAAUUCCCCAGCUUUACCCUUCCACUAUGACCACUCCUCCCAGGAAUCCUCAUUCCUCAUUCCUUCUCCCAAAAUCAACCUUCCUUCUUUUUUCCAUGGCUUCUCUUCUUUCUCUCUCCCUUCUCUCCCUCUUCCUCUUCCUUUCUCUCUCCUCCGCCGCUCGCCACCACCGCAAACCCCCCGCCACCUCCCCCUCCUCAUCCUCUACCGUUUUCGUCCAGAACGCCUGCAAGGCCACCCGCUUCCCUGAACAAUGCCAGUCUUCCCUCAAAAACGUCCCUUCCGACCCCACUCCAGUUCAAAUCCUCCAGUCCGCCAUGGCUGUGUCCUCGGAGAACCUCAAGACUGCGCAAUCCAUGGUCAAGUCCAUCCUCGACUCAUCCGCUUCCAGUAUCAACCGCACCACCGCUUGCAAGGUCUGCAUCGAUGUGCUCCGUUGCUCCGACUACCGCAUCGGUCUCGCCAAUGACGUGCUGCCGCGUGGCAGGCUCAAGGACGCUCGCGCGUGGAUGAGCGCCGCUGCUUACCAGUACGAUUGCUGGUCCGCUUUGAAGUACGCCAACGACACUCGCCAGGUCGGUGAGGCGAUGGCAUUCUUGGACUCCCUCACUAGGAUCACCAGUAACUCGUUGAGCAUGAUGGCGUCGUACGACAUCGUUGGAAAUGACACCGCGUCGUGGAGGCCACCCUUGACGGAACGUGACGGGUUCUGGGAAGGAUCCAGGUCGGGAUCCGGAUCGUUGGGUUUCAGGGGCGGGUUUCCAGCGAAAGUAAAGCCGGAUGUUACGGUGUGUAAGAAUGGAGGGAAUGGGUGUUACAAGACGGUGCAGGAGGCUGUUAACGCUGCUCCCGAUAACGCCGGCGACAAGAAAUUUGUGAUAUACAUAAAGGAAGGUGUUUAUGAAGAGACUGUUAGGGUUCCGUUGGAGAAGAAGAAUGUGGUGUUUUAUGGGGACGGAAUGGGGAAGACCGUCAUCACAGGGUCUGCUCAGGCGGAUCAACCCGGAAUGACGACCUACCUAUCAGCUACUGUUGCUGUUCUUGGUGAUGGAUUCAUGGCCAAGGCUCUGACAAUCCAGAACACAGCAGGCCCUGUUGCUCAUCAAGCAGUGGCCUUAAGAUCAGGCAGCGAUUUCUCUGUGUACGAGGAAUGCGAAUUCAUAGGCAAUCAGGACACCCUCUAUGCUCACUCCCUUCGCCAAUUUUACAAAUCAUGCCGCAUCCUGGGCAAUGUAGACUUCAUCUUUGGGAACUCAGCUUCCAUCUUCCAAGAUUGCCAGAUCCUGGUCCGGCCCCGGCAAGUGAAGCCGGAGAGCGGCGAGAACAAUGCCGUGACUGCACAUGGCAGAACAGACCCUGCUCAAACCACAGGCUUUGUUUUCCAGAACUGCUUGAUAAAUGGGACCAAGGAGUACAUGGAUUUGUACCGUAGCAAGCCUCAGAAGCACAAGAACUUCUUGGGGAGGCCAUGGAAGGAGUACUCAAGAACAGUGUUCAUUAACUCUUUCUUGGAAGCUCUGAUAUCACCCACGGGCUGGAUGCCAUGGGGCGGUGGCUUUGCACUGAAGACGCUAUACUAUGGAGAAUAUGCCAACACAGGACCUGGUUCUGAUUUGAGUCAGAGAGUACCCUGGAGCAGCAAGGUCCCACCAGAGCACGUGUCUGCUUAUUCAGUUCAGAAUUUCAUCCAAGGAGAUGAGUGGAUUGCAUCAUCUCUGAUUAGCUCGUUAGAUUUGUCAUAGAGACAUAGAAGGACUGAAGGAGGCAUCUCUCUGAAUGAAUUGCUUCGAUCUUGUUCUUGGCAUGACUUUUUUUUUUUAUAAAGAAAAUAAUGAUUAGUAAAAUAUAUAUUAACUGAUACAACUUAGUAUA